GCGCACCUAACCUUCCUCGGUCAGCCACUACGUAACGUAAUAUAUAAUAAUAAUGAGAACAUUCUCUUUGACACUUAUCUUUUUAGAAGAUUAAUUUUCAAUGAGUGUAACAAUGUUGUUUCUACUAGAUUUCAUUAAGAUUAUAUUUUUAAAAAAAAUUAAUUUAAUUCCGAACGUAUCCCAAACACAAUUUGGAAAUUCAGUUCAGUUUACUCCUAAAGAUUUGAAUAUAACAUUUCAAACAAAAGAUUCAUGUGGCAAUAAAUUCUACACAUAAAUUUAUUUUAAAUUGAAAAAUAAAUUUUCAAUUCACUUAAUACCAAAUCAUUUCACCUUGUCAAUAUUUGUCAAAUGAGAAUCCAAAAGGUGCACAAAGCCUGAAUUAAGUAUCCGAAGUGAAAAGAAAGGAGAAAAUAAUUUUAAAAGGAGGAUAAAAGAUUAAAAGUCCAACAAAAGAAAGGAUAAAAGGCUUUAAUUUUUAAUCUUAGUGUUUAUUUAUUAUCGAAUUUUGUUCUUAAUUUCUGUGUUGAUUAUAACUAAAUGCCAUGUUCCAUGUAAAGAUACAAGUAUGAACAAAAGAUUAAAAUAAGGCAAGAAAUAAAAACUAUCAAAAUUCAAAAGCCUGUAAGCUUUUCGAAUGACUGUACUGUUCCACCUCCAAAAUCUGCACACCUAGCUGUUUCCCCAACCCCACUCUCCCAACCGCACCCGCUCCUUCUGUCCCUCCUCGAAAUCGAAAUAUAUAAUAAAGUUUCCAUUUUUAUCAGCUCCCAGAGAGAAAGCUCUUCCCUUGCUCGCUCGCUGCCGCUGCUCGCUGCUGAAGCAUUUCCCAGCUUCCAUAUUUUAGUACGUGAAAUGGGUGUUGCCUAUCAGCCGUUAAUUAACAUAUAGAAGAAAUUAGAUGGGUUCUAUGCCUUUCUUUUUAGGUUGUUUUCCAUGGAGUAUUGAUGGAGCAAUCUUUAUUCUCUCUGGUUGUUCUGGUUUUCCCUUUGAUGUGCUUUAGAGCUACCCACUGUCCCUAUAAGGGAAUAGAUGCUCUUCCUUGUCUUUGCAUUGCUAGCUAAGAGUUAGCUUUGUUUGUUUUUUCUAUGAUUGUUCUUUUUCCCCUGCAUUGAUAUUCUUUGAUCUCCAUUGAUGAUUCUUUGCUCGAAAGGGUAGCUGCUUUUUACUUUGGGGCUUCCAUUUUCCCUAGUCACUUUCUGAAGUCUCUCGAGUUCCUUUCUUGGGUGCCCUUUCACUUUCUUAGAAUUUUUUUAUUGGUUUUCUCAAAGAGGUUUCAGACAGUGUGUAAUUGGAAAGACGUGUGUGUAGAUGUAGAUUGAUAGGAUCUAUUAACUUUCUUUAUCGCCUCUCUUUCCCACGGUUAUAAAUAGUGGGUUUGCAAUGUUGAUUUUUCUCAUUGCAGGAGUUCAGCAGCAUAAGCAAACAUUCACCAAAACUGUUGCUCAUUCUAGUUAGAGUACAAUGAACUACAAUAACUCUGGCAUUGGUUCUGGCAGUAGAACUUCUUCAAGAACAUUUGAGUUUGGAAGGACCUAUGUUGUUAGGCCCAAGGGAAAGCACCAGGCCACAAUAGUUUGGCUGCAUGGCUUGGGUGACAAGGGAUCAAGUUGGGCACAACUCCUGGAGACCCUUCCUCUUACAAAUAUUAAAUGGAUUUGCCCGACUGCUCCGUCCAGGCCAGUUGCUUUGUUCGGUGGAUUUCCAUGCACUGCUUGGUUUGAUGUUGGAGAAAUCUCCGAAGAAGGUCCUGAUGACGUGGAGGGACUGGAUGCUUCAGCAGCACAUGUAGCCAACCUUUUAUCUACUGAGCCUGCUGAUAUCAAAGUUGGUGUUGGUGGCUUCAGCAUGGGUGCUGCAAUAGCCCUUUACUCUGCUACUUGCCGCACAUUAGGACAGUACGGGAACGGGAACCCAUACCAGGUCAAUCUAAGUGCAGUAGUUGGUCUAAGUGGCUGGCUUCCUUGUUCGAGGACCUUGAGAAGUAGGAUGGAAAGAUCAUAUGAUGCAGUGAGGCGGGCUGCAUCUUUGCCCAUUUUGCUUUGCCAUGGCUCAGCCGAUGAUGUGGUUGCACACAACCACGGAGAGAAAUCAGCACAGGCCUUAAACUCAGUCGGGUUCAGGAAUCUCGUGUUCAGAACAUACAAUGGAAUGGGUCACUAUACCAUCCCGGAAGAGACGAGGGAAGUCUGCACUUGGCUCACCACAAAAUUGGGGCUGGAGGGUUCUUAAGAACAGUAAUGCUACUGAGGAUGGUGAUAAUCUUUGCUGGGAGAGAAGUACAUGGGGGAACCUAGAGAGAGAGAGAGAGGGGGUUAGGAGAAAGAAGGGGUUUUUCUAGGACUAGAUGGUUUGGUGUGGAGGGAUAGGAGUAUCAAGGUAUAGCUUAUGAUAAAUGGGGGGUUCAAUUGGUUGAUUCAUGUGAGUUCUCCAAAAUAAAAAUGUGUUCUUGUUUUGCUUUUCUUCACUACUUUAUAUUUCGGGGUUUAACCUUUUGGAUUUUCCAUAACUAUUUUGUGGGUUUUGAGUUUUGAGGGUAAUGAGUUCUACUGCUGGUGUUCUAAAUGGGGAUCCUAAGGAUAGGUUACUUGAGGUGGGGGAUACUUUGAAGUUUUGGGAGGGGGGGUUUACUGGUUAGAGAGAAGGAAGUGUUAAAUGAUCUAGUUGAUGAUGUAUCUUUCAUUUUUUGUUGUUGUAUCUCCAUAAACUAUGUAACUUCCAGACCAUAUUAAAUAAAUGCAAUCUCUCAGUGUGGUACCUCAAUGUGUGUUGAUGAAUCUUAGUAAGUAUGCAUUAUCCUGGCUUCCACUUCUGCAAGAACCAUAAACCCAGGGCCAGGACUGUAAAUUUGAAAUACCUUGAAAUGAACCUAGGUGCUUGCUUGCUCCAUCAUCGUCAGUCCAUUGCCCCAAACCGUCGCAUCAACAUGCGAGCCUUGUGCUCCAGCUUCGAGGUCUUCUCUGACGGUAGUGGACUGUUCAACACUUCCACGCAUUCAGGAAGAGUAAUUUUAUGGUCGACUGUUUGGUCUCAUAGAAGUCUUUCUAUUUUUUUUUUUUUUGGUGUUCUCUUUGUUUCUGAGUAUAAUCCUGAAUUUUGGUAUUAGAUGAUGUAUGACAUUUUUGCGACUUCUAUACUCCAUCGUAUUACCAUUUACCACCAUGAGGUAGUGGUGCUCACUGCUCACACUCAGUUUCCGAUAAUAAAAAAAAAUCAGCAUA
Molecule: messenger RNA, 3221 nt
Organism: Linum trigynum
Lineage: Eukaryota; Viridiplantae; Streptophyta; Magnoliopsida; Malpighiales; Linaceae
Source: the annotation of a GenBank genome assembly